AUGAACAUCUUCAAGGAGGGGGACAGGAAUACCAAAUUCUACCAUGCUUACAUAAAGUAUAAAAGGAAAUGUAAUACUAUUCAUGCUAUUGAGACUGUUGAGGGGAAUUGGCUUCAUGAAAAUGCUGAAAUAGCCAACGAUGCUGUAAACUAUUUCAAAAAUCUGUUGACUCAAGAGAACAAUCUCAGAAGCCCUAUUGAUUCAAAACAUUUCAAUGCUAAGAAGGAUUACACUGCCAAUUUAAAACUUGCUGACAUUCUUGAUGAAGGGGAGAUUUGGAAGGCUGUUAACUCUAUUGAUAGUAGCAAAGCAGUUGGUCCUGAUGGUUUCACAGUUGAGUUUUAUAAGAAACCUUGGGACAUUAUAAAACCUGAGGAACUUCUGAAUGACCUGAAUAAGACCUAUAGAGGUGGUAAUUUGAUAUACAAAUUGGAUUUGAAAAAGGCUGCUGAUACAAUCAGUUGGGGAUUCAUUAUGGAUGUUCUUGCUGCUAGAGGUUGGGGCUCUUUUACUACCUCCAGAGGUUUGAAGCAACGGGACCCCUUAUCCCCCACUAUGUUUAUUAUAGAAAUUGAUUAUUUAUCCAGAAUGCUUGAUGAUUCUCUUCUAAGCAAAAACUAUACUAUCUAUCAUAAUAGAUCCAACUUUGCUAUCACCCACUUGAUUUAUGCUGAUGAUAUCAAGGUUUUCUUGAGAGCUCAUAAAAAUCCUGUAAGGAAAGUGUAUCAGACUCUUCAAAAGUUCCAAACACACUUUGGUAUGUGUUUUAAUCCUGAGAAAUGCCUGCUGAUCUUCAAUAAACAUGUUAAUCCUAACUGCAAACAAUGGGCUUCUAGCUAUACUGGCUUCUCUAAUUCUCAGUGUCCUAUCAAGUAUUUGGGCACCAUGCUUCUUAGUGGAAUAACCAGGCAAAUUCAAUUUGAAGAAGUCAUAAAUAAGAUCACUCCCUACCUUAGUGGGUGGACUCAUUCCUUCCUUUCAAAUGGGGGCAGAAUCACUCUACUGAAAAGCAUUCUAACUACUUUUCCCUCUUAUAUCCUACAGAUGACUAACAUCAAGAAAAGCACUCAGAUACUGCUUGAAAGGGCGUUUAAUAGAUUUCUAUGGUCUGGACAGAGGCAACAAAUGCAUUGGGCUUCUUGGCAAAAAGUGGCUAAACCUCAACUGGCUGAGGGAAUUGGGUUCAAGGGUAUUAAUCAGCUCUUCCAAAUAAACUUAUGCAAGCUUUGGAUUAAAUUGAGAGCUCAGACUUCUCUGUGGGCUCUUUUCAUGAACGGAAAGUAUUGUAGAGAUCAACACCCCACACUUGUUGAAAGGAAGAUAGGGGAUUCUAAAAUUUGGGGAAAAAUGCUAAAUAUCAGACACACUGCUAAAACUUGUUCAUUUGGGAUCUGGGGAAAGGAGACAUAA
Phalaenopsis equestris is the source of this 1410-nucleotide messenger RNA. RefSeq lists its product as uncharacterized. The transcript has 3 exons. The record is from RefSeq and is a predicted model, not a curated record. The coding region runs from base 1 to 1410 and encodes 469 amino acids. Lineage: Eukaryota; Viridiplantae; Streptophyta; Magnoliopsida; Asparagales; Orchidaceae.